AUGGCCUACUUCUUCCCAUCCUUGGUUGAGCGGCCCGUCUCGGAUAGUUUUUGUAAGAAGGAAGAUUGUGCUUGGUUUCUGAAGAAGGUCGCUGAAAACAGAAGUGCAGUAAAGCCAUGGAAGUUAAGGACUGAAAAAUUAGUUCCACUUUUACGGCCGUACCAGGAAGAUGCUGUUCGCUUUAUGAUCUCACGAGAGGUAGAUCCUUCUGUAGAGCAACUAUUCAACCCCAUUAGUGUUCUGGUGCCCACACAUCCUUCCUUCACGUUUUAUCCAGCGACGGGCGGGAUGUCGUUGAAGCCUGUUGAUCCAUUCAAAAUUUAUCCAGGAGGGAUAUUGGCGGAUGAAAUGGGACUGGGGAAAACGGUGGAAUUUAUCGCUCUUGCAUUAACUCAUCAGCGUGGGAGCAGUGUUUUUUUAGAAACGAAAAAGUCGAUUAAACCAGACAUUAUAAAAAUAAUUCUGGACGAACUUGUUUCUACUGUAGUCGCAGGGCUAGAGACACAGCAUCUUCCAUUGAAAAAGGGUAGAAAGCGCUCGCUAUGUUUGUAUGACAUCACUGAAAGUGAAAACACUAAGAGGUCAAGAAAAGGCUUGCCCAGCGAUGAUGGAAGUCUAUUAAAUACCGUAACUUGCACUUCGUGUAAUCGCGUAUGCAAAAAAGAGUCUGUGUUUUGGGACAAAUUUCCUUCGGACAGUGUUGAAUUUCAUUGUCCAGAAUGUAUUUCUUCUAACGAGGAGCUGGUUCAGUUGAGAACCUCUCUUAUUAUUGCACCUAGCACCAUUUGUAGACAGUGGUAUGAAGAGUUAAAGAGGCAUGUUAGAGCCGAUAUCAAAGUAGAUUUAUACCGCGGUGUUGCUGUUGACGGCUACAAGCAUCCUGCAUACCUUGCAUGCCAACAUUUCGUUAUAUGCUCUUUCGAAACACUUCGUUCAGAAAUACACUUCACUGACGUGGCACGGAAAAAUCGUGGAAAUAUAACCAAAUUUCUUUCACUUGCAGGAACUCUUCGUAAAAAGACAGCGUUGUAUGCGCCAUCGCCGUUGAUUAGUGUUGAAUGGUGGAGGGUAAUAAAUAAUUUUACACGUUCAGUUUGUCUUGACGAGGCUCAAGUAGUAGAAGGGGUAACAUGUUGUGCUUAUCAAAUGUGUCAGAAGCUGGCUGCAGUUAACCGAUGGUGUGUUACGGGGACUCCUAUUAAAAAUUCUGUUAUGAGCAGUGGGAUUAAGGUUGCUGACCAGUGGUUUAUUUCUCGCAAUGGUUGUUGUAUAUUUGUUUCGUUUACUCAAGUUUAUAAUUUUGAAGACCUAUUUGGAUUUCUGAACUUUAUUCGAGUAGAACCGUUCUGCUACCGCAGCUGGUUUGACCACGUAUUAUGGGAUUCUUACAUUCGUGGUGACCCAUCUAUGCUUAUUAAACUUUUUUCUCAAAUUCUUUGGCGAAGUACAAAAGCCGAUGUUGUCGAUCAGGUGAAAUUUCCUAUAUGUUUUGCUGUCAUAAUUUUAAAACUUUUUCAGUUGUUUACUCCUGUAAGAGCAAAAGAUUUAACAGUUUUACAUCUCUCGCCUUUUGAGGAACAGCUGUAUCGUAAUCUCUUCACUUCUCGUGCGAGAGAGAAAAUUGCUGGUAAGCUUGCUGAAGUUUCCUCUUUUGCGGGAGUAUCACUGGAUAUCUGCUUGAGCGAUUUACACGGUGCUCUCUUCGAUCGUGUUAUGGAGCCUUUGCAAAAUGUUCGGUCUUUUGUUGUUUUACCAGGUCUUCAGUUUGCUAAGGUCAAGAAUGACUUAUCAUCCAAAGAGCAACUUCAGGAGGAGCUUUUCAAACGAACCACUACAGAAAUUGAAAAGGCUCAGAGGGACCUUAUGUUUUAUUACAAUGGUAUCGCUGGUCUUCAUUGGCUAUUAGGUCAAUAUUAUGAUGCACUCAGUUUUUAUCAUUGCGCGUUAGAGUCUGUUGACGUUUUAAGCAACGAAAAUGUUGCUUUGAAUCUUAGUGCAGUUAAGGGCCCCUACAGAAAAUUACGUCCUGAUCGUCUCCAGCUUAUUCACACCCUGAAUGGACUAUUAGAACUGAAGGAACAGAAUAAAGUUUCUAAAGAUGAUUUUGAUAAGGAUUUAGCCAAGAAACGACUUAAAGAUUUGGUCGAUGAACAUAUGGUUCAGGCUACUGAUCUACUGAAAUCCGCACAGCAAAGGAAUACCUCAUUAUUGGCAGAUAACACAGAAAAGUGGAAUAGUAUGCAUUCGAGUACUGGGUGGCUUGUUUGCGCAGCAAAUUCUGCCACAGAUUCAAAGAUUCAGGCCACAUUCGUGGAAGCUAUAAAAUCGGCCCUUGAUGUAUACAGUCGAGUGGAGAUUAAAGUACGCGAUCUAAACGGGUUACAAUAUUUGGCAGUGCAGCGGUGGGAUGAACUGACCAAUAGUUUCAAAACUGUAAAAAAGUUGACUGAAGACUUUUGCUCAGGACUCUUCUCACCUGGAGCGAUGUCGAAGGUGGAGGAAGUUAUAGAUUGUCAUUUUGUAGAGAGAAACGAAAAUCGUAGAGAAGACCGAUGUUCUUUGUGCAUGUAUGACGCGGAAUUGCGACGUUUCGAGUCAUUAUUAUAUUUCAAAACUGUUAAAAGAAAAACACUUGACGAGUUGAAAGAAGAAGAAAAUGAACUUGAGAAAAGUAGUAACGGCGAGCAAUCUAUAUCUACAUUGGAACUUGUAAUCCGUAUCUUUCGUCAGACUAUGAUGCGACGCUCAGAUUCAUUUUCUAAAGAACUCUUAGAUUUCGCAAGUGAAACCGUUCUGCUGAUGAAUUUAUUCAAAGAUUUUCUAAAGGAAGCCAAAAAAUUAAUGUUGGCCUUCUACGAUUAUGUUGCAAGGAGCGAUGAGCUGCGUCAGUGUAAGAUUCGAAUUUCGUACACUGACGAUGAAAACAUUCGUUACAGAUCUGAGGCAAAUAGUUUUCUGUGUACUCCUGGAUCUGAAAAAGCACAGAUUACUUGUUACGAACACUUGUUGGCAUCAACUAAGGAUAAACAACUGUUCCUUCUAUCAAAAUUACGUUACCUCAACAAGCUCCGUCACGAAACUGCAAUUGAUUGUCCCGUUUGUUAUGAACGCAUUCAACGAACUUGGCUUGUGUUCCCGUGCGCUCACUGCAUCUGUUCAAGCUGUUAUGACGGUAUUUCUAGAAGGAGGCUGCGAGAGAGGAUUCGUUGCCCAGUUUGCCGUUAUGAAGCACAUGUGUGCUCUAUAACUUUUGUACAGAGUACUUCGGUUUCCGAAACCCAUCAUUAUCUAGACUUAUCAUCGGUGGCUUUAAAGAAAGAGGCCUCUGUCAAAUUGAACGCCGUGGUACGCCGAAUUCUUUCUAUCGGUCAACGUGAACCAGCUGCCAAGAUACUUCUUUUCACAUCCUUGAUAAAUAUUAUUUCUUUUAUUUGUAAACAUCUGGAGGCAAAUGAAAUAAAAUUCAGGAACUUUGCUCAGGCUAACAAAGAAAAAGCACUUCUAGAGUUCUGUUCUAAUCCAGACGUUCAGGUGUUGGUAAUUCCAACUAGCUGUGGAGCACGAGGUUUGAAUCUUACAGUUGCAAACCACGUCAUAUUUGUUGAACCUCAGCUGGAUGCCACACAACUAGCUCAGGCUAUUGGACGCAUUGACCGCAUUGGUCAAACCAGAAAGAUGAUGGUUCAUCACUUUGUCAUGUUUGGAACGAUUGAAGAGCAAAUUUACAACAAUGUUUUAAGCCCUAUGAGCGAAAGGUGGACCGUUAGAUCGCUCCUGAACCUCAUGUGUAUGUGCUACUUUUACUAUACAUUGGAAUAUCCUGAGUAG
Molecule: messenger RNA, 3828 nt
Organism: Enterobius vermicularis (human pinworm)
Lineage: Eukaryota; Metazoa; Nematoda; Chromadorea; Rhabditida; Oxyuridae
Source: the annotation of a GenBank genome assembly